AUGGCUAUGACAAUUAAAUUUGAUGAAUAUUGGCAAAAAUUGGAUCAAUCAUCCUUUAUGAUUGCUUCACUCAAUCCAAAUAUUAAGCUUUCAUUAUAUAACACAGAAAAACAAUAUAAGGCUCAAGAAUAUAUGAAAAACCUUUAUUCAAAAUAUAAUACCUCUAAUACUAGUUCAUCGUCCAAAACAAAUACUGUACAAUUAACUUCAUGUGAUUAUUUCAAGAAGGCUCUUAAGCAUUCGUUUAAUUCUCCUGGUGUAGCAAGUGAAUUACGAAACUAUCUUAAGUCAGCAGAAGUUGAUUGUAAA
Dentiscutata erythropus is the source of this 309-nucleotide messenger RNA. The record is from the annotation of a GenBank genome assembly. NCBI's taxonomy places the organism in Eukaryota, Fungi, Glomeromycota, Glomeromycetes, Diversisporales, Gigasporaceae.